GUGGCUGAUACACAAACUCCUUUCCCCUCCCCACCAACGUCACCAUCCCUCCGAAACUAACAACAUGGAGUCCGGUGUUUAGAGUGCAAAGGCGGUCUUCGGCGUUUGCUAAACCUACAUGCUUUUCCCGGUGCUCCCGAGGGAAGGCAGCGACGCUCCGGGACGCAUAAAGCGCAACGCACACAUGCUCUAUAGGCGUCAGCGCGUUCGUGCCACUUGAAUCCAUAUAGGACAUGGAGAGCGCGAUGUGAUUGGACGCAGAAGAUUCCAAAGACAGGCCGCUUUCCAAAUGGAAUUGCUCUUCGUAAUGUAGGGCAGGAGAAGUGGACAGCAGUUGCACCCUAGCUAGUGCCCCCACAGGGGACCAUGGAGCCUGAGGAGGAUCUCUCGAGCAGGGACCCCCAAGAUCUGAUGUCCAGUGAAGGACUACUGCCUUCGACAUCCACCUCCUUACUCAGCUGCACCUUCCUGGGGGGGUUAUUGCAUUGUGAUGACAUGGAGAAAGGCGAUGGAAAUGGAGAUUCAGAUGGUCCAAAAUGCUUUUUCCCCACACUGGAGCAUUGUGGUAAAGUGCAGAGAAGUCCACGAUCUUCAGCCUUCCCUUCAUCUCUCACAUGGGACUCAGACUCUGAGAAAGAAACCUUGGACGAGGAAGAACUUCAGCACUUUUCUAAUCCUCAUGGUCUGGCUGCUCACAGUCCGGGAAGUCCCACCUCUGGACAACAAGGAGACAGAUAUGACAUUGAUCCAUGUCAAGAACCUGUGGAAACCAAGCACUUAUUUCUUGAGAAGAUCCCACUCGCUCCCCUGGAGGUGGAGAAUGAAGGAGAUGUUACAUACGAGGAGAUGAAAACUAUAGACUCCAGUCUACCUAAACGUACAGCAAAACUGGAACAAGACAAAGUCAGCCAUCUACCAGAUACUACACCAAAAGAGAGGUGCCAAAAAGAAAAGAAAGGUGAGCAGAAAAUGCUUAAUAGUAGAGAACAGGAAAAGAAUAUCACCAAAGAGCCAGAUGUAUACACCUUCCCAGGAGACUCUGAGCCAGAAAGUCCACCACCUGGACCUUGGGCGCACUGUACCUUCAUCCAACGCAGAAGAAAGAAGAGGGCCAUAUUGAGGCCUUUCUCUGGCUUAGACACUUGGCAGCGCACAACAGGAGCCGGCAGGAAGACCAGAGGAAGACCCCCUGGAGCAAAGGAGCGUAGGAAAACCACAAAGCUUGGGGAAGGGAUGUUCGAAUUUAAAGAGGAAAAGGAAGAGAAGGUACGGGGAAGGCAGAGGUCAGUAGUGGAGCACCAACUGGAUGGAGACCUCUCCCAAGAGAUUUUUACAUGUGUAGAAUGUAGCAUUUACUUCAAAAAACGCACCCAUCUACGUGAACACAUGCAAGAGCAUGGCCAGGUUGGUAAAUCUGGGAAGAAAUGGCAAAGUGGAGAAAAGGACUCUUGGAGUGGACGUCUUAAUAAAAAUGCAUUUGAAUGUAUAGAGUGUGGUCUGGAGUUUGCAGACAAAGUUCUGCUGCUGGAUCAUCAGCGAUGCCACGAGGAGUCAAGGCAGAAAAUCCUUCAGGAGAUUGGAAAAUUAAAAGAGGAGGAUAAGCGGGUGGCAGAGCAAGCCAGUUGCAGUAAGGCAUCGGAGCCAGUCAACCAAGAGUCAACAGAUGCUAGCCAGUUUGUGUGUCUUAAGUGCAACUUUAGCUCGGAUUUGCCUCAAGAACUUGCUGAGCAUGCCAAGACGCACAACACUCGAACAAGAGCUGGUGUCUAUCGAACCUCACCCCGCUUUCAACAGAAGUCCUGGAAGAAAGGACAAGUGCAGUCCCCUGCAGAUGUUACGUCAGCUCCUAUCACAUCACCUCUCAACAAGAGGUACCCCAUCCGGGCAUCCAAAAAAUCUAAAGAAACACAGCCUGAAAGUGGCGCUUCACAGAUGGACUCCUGUUCAUUGUCUUGUCAAAGUGCUUCUACAAUCCCAGGAGAGGCCACAGAGCAGCCUAAUAAUAAAACUCUGCACGAAAAUACAGAGUCUUUAAAGGUUUUGAGACAAACAGACGAGUCCAAGACGACUCCUGUGGAUAAUCCUGUGGAGGAGAAUGUUCCACAUGCUCAGCAUCUUAUGUCGCCCCCGCCAAAUCCCAGGGCUGCUCCGCGGCGUAAGGAUGUAGCUUUCAAAAGUAUAGGGAAUAAACGCACAGUUCGCGCCACAAGGGGUAAACUCGGACGCACAAGAGCGAGUACAAGACUAGACCCUAAAACCACCCUUACUCCUGUUAUGAAAAAAGAAGUCCAAAUCUCAAACCAGACUGAAGAUAAGUGCCAGAAAGAAGACAUUCCAACACCAGAAUCAGAACCUGAUCCAAUACAAGACUCCAAAACAGACUCUGUGGAGGUACCUGCCCUGGCCUUGCAGCUGAAGAGCAGCUUCUCAGCCAGCCUCCGAGGGGCAGCAGAGAGGCUGGGGUUGCUUGAGGGGCAGCAAGCCCAGCUAAGAAACGAGUUACCCCUCAUCCUCAUAGAGUCUCUCAGCUCUGACCUCCAAACUCCCCUCUCAUGGAGCAGGGUGAUGGAGACGGAGCCACUUGCCAAUGAUCCAGAUCUCAAAGCCAAUUCCUCCUCACCAAAGAAGAACAGCAAACAGUUUGAAGCACAGGAGGAGGGACCUAAGCUCAAAGAAGACAAAUCUGAUAGUCAGGAGAAGAGCGGAGAAGGCACACUUGUUGCUACAAAACUAGAGGAGGAUGAUGAUGAUAUUGAUGAUGACGAAGAUGAAGAGGAUGUUGUUAGCCGUCUCAUUGAUGCAUUAACUGAGGAAGAUGACGAAGAUGAUGACAGGGAGGGGUUGUUGAAGAGCGUGGAAAGAAAAUGCCCUUAUUGCCCAGAUCGAUUCCAUAAUGGCAUCGGACUAGCCAAUCAUGUUAGGGGUCACCUGAACAGGGUGGGUGUCAGUUACAAUGUUAGGCACUUCAUCUCUCCAGAAGAGGUCAAUGCCAUUGAGAAGAAAUUCUCUUACCAGAAGAAGAAGAAGAAAGUUGCCAACUUUGACCCGUCGACCUUCAGCGUAAUGAGAUGUGAGUUCUGCAGUGCGGGCUUUGACACCAGAGCUGGUCUCUCCAGUCAUGCCCGAGCCCAUCUCAGAGACUUUGGCAUCACCAACUGGGAAGUCACGGUUUCUCCCAUUAAUAUUCUUCGAGAGCUCUUUGCCAAGCAUCCAGAUCUUGUUCUACCCACUGCACCCUCACAUACAAGUCAAGAACAAAACUCUGAUGAGGAGCAAGAGUGCCGGAAAGACAUAAAAGACGAGGAGGACAUGACAGCAGAACUCUCUACUCUUCUUUCUGACUCUCCAAAACGGACCUGGAAGGAAGAGCACAAUACAUGUGAACUAGAGGAUGGGGAGGAGGCAGAGGAUGGGGAAGAGGAAGAAGAGGAGGCCCAAAUGCCUGUUACAGAGAAACUGACCUCAAGUCCAGGAGAAAAGACCCUGUUCUCUAUUGAGGAACAGAGCCCUGAAUCCAAAGAGACAGACACUAUGGGCUCUAACCUGUUAAAAUGUGAGUUUUGUGGUGCUGCCUUUGAGACACGUCGUGGUUUGUCUAGCCAUGCCCGCUCACCUCGCCAGCUCGGCAUCGGCAUGUCAGAGAACAGUGGUGCACCCAUUGAUCUCCUCUACCAGAUCACUAAGGAACGCUCCAUUGAUGCACACUUCACUAGCACCUCCCCUACUGUGGAAUCUCCAAAGAAGCUCCAGCACCAUGCCCCUAUUGUUCCUAUACCUAGCCCCACAAAAGAUGUUGAAACUGAAGAAGGACUGCUGGACACCAAGCCCCCUGUCCCAUUCUCUAUUACUGGUUCCGCUAUUAAAGUUUCCUCUUCCCCAACUACUCACUCUGCAGCUGGCUCCAUGCCUUCCUCUCCAUUUGUAAAGUCUCGGUCCCCUUCCCCAGUGCUGAGAAAGGCUCCUAUCUCCUCCCUCCUACCAGUGUCUUCACUGCGAUCCCAGGAGCAUAAGACCUUAGGAAAGAACCAGUCUACAAACCUCUCCGGUCCGAACAAACCAUUCUGGGCACCACAAGAUACAGAUGCCCCAUUGAAUCUUACGAUGGACAUGGAUUCUAAAGACAUUAUUUGCCAGUUGUGUGGUGCGUGGUUUGAAACAAGAAAAGGCCUCUCGAGUCAUGCUCGUGCCCAUUUGCGCCAUUUUGGGAUUGAGUAUUCGGAAUCCAAGGGCUCCCUUGACUUACUCAACCGGUUUAUCUUGACUGAUGACUUUAAGCACAGAGCAAAUUCUUUUCUAUCAGAUGGUCCAGAAGACCUGAGGUCCCAGAAGACCAGCAUGACAUCCCUCUUACCCUCCACUUCCACUUCCCCUAAAAGAUCUCUUCCCUCCAGCCCUGUCCUAUAUAAAUCAGCAACCUCUAAUUUGAGGACAACAAUUGGCUCCAAAGCUACCUCCUCUUCAACCCACCAUUUAUUGGGCCCACCCCCAAAGAAGCUGAAAGCCUCUUCAUUGCAGGUCCUUCGUUUCAGUAGUGGAGAAGUGAUGUCCUUUCCUAUAGAGCCAAUGAAAGACGUGGGCUGUGAAUUCUGCGGAGAACUUUUUGAGAACCGCAAAGGCCUCUCCAGUCAUGCUCGCUCCCAUCUGCGCCAACUUGGGAUCACUGAAUGGUCUGUGAAUGGCUCACCUAUUGACACGCUAAAAGAGAUUAUAGUCCGUCGAGGCCUGCCGUCCAUCAUACCUCUGAAGUCUGCUAAAUCCCCCUCUUCUUCUCCAAGUCCUGGACUGCCUCGAACCGCACUCCAAUCCUCUUCCCCACCAGGGAAUGUGCUUGGACGCCUGCCUUUCCAUUUUGCCCAAACUUCAAGCCACGACCAGCCUACUACACGCAAAAUGUCUCCUUCGACAUCUACUGCCAGUUCUUCCCCAAACGUAGAGCUGGUUAAACCGAAACCAGAGCCUGAAAUUGUGGAAGUUACCAUGAAAGGAUCAGACAUGGGAGUAAAUGAAAGCUACAACCCAGAGCCACUACAUUCCAGUUUAAACACUUCAGAUAAUGUUUAUCCAGUCAACUUGGUUAUGACUCAGGAGAAGGAACCUUCCCGGGAUAUUCGCUGUGAAUUCUGUGGUGAAUUCUUCGAAAACCGCAAAGGCCUCUCAAGUCAUGCACGUUCACACUUGAGGCAUAUGGGUAUCACAGAGUGGUCUGUGAAUGGCUCUCCCAUCGACACACUUUGGGAAGUCAUGAGGAGACAAGGCACUACCCCAGCAUCUGUUGCCUUGGGCAUAAAAGAGGAACCGGGUCAGGAUGGUGGGAUUUCAUUGAACAGUCCAGGCUAUCAGUCCUCUGCCCUGUCUCGCAAGUCAGCUCUUAACAUGCUCCACUCUGGGUCACGCCUACAUAAGCAUGGGCUUGGAAGCGUUGCCUUGUCCUCCACCUCACCCGUGGGGAAGAUUUUUGGAGUGCCUCCGCUAAAUAAGAAGAAGGUGCUGGUGGAGGAGGGACAGCCAGGAGAGAAAGCACUGCUCAUCCAAUCUAAAAAUUUCUCACCUCCUCCACAGGACUAUCCCUUUAAGGGUAAAGCCUCAGUGGAGAAGCAUGGAGUAGGCCACAUGGAUGCCAGUUGUGAACUGUGUGGAUUCUACUUUGAGAACCGGAAGGCACUGGCCAGUCACGCUCGAGCACAUUUACGACAGUUUGGCGUGACAGAGUGGUGUGUAAAUGGUUCGCCUAUCGAGACGCUGAGUGCCUGGAUACGCAGCCGGCCACAAAAGGCAGCAGAGAUGCAGCAAAGUUAUGCACAAGGAGCCCGCUAUGCCCAAAAGAAAAGGUGCAGUUCUGCGCUCUCGCCAUCCUGCGACUCUGACUCUACAACACCUGUUUCCCAAAAGCCCGCUGUGGCCAAAUGGGCAUCUCUCACUUUGCCUCAAAAGAGAGCAAUUGGACGGGAUGUCAACAGUUGUUCCUGGGGGUUGUCAUCAAGGGGAACUGACGCAAAAAGCAGGAGUGGAAGUUCCACUCAGCAUGGCCUUAUUCCACAGCCUGGAGCUCAUCAUUCCAAUAAUGCACAUCCACAUGCGCAGGUGGCGCAUAGUGAACUCAACGUGCGUUUGCCACGAGGAUUUGAGAGACGGCCACUUAAACACCCAUCACAUGCUGAAGGAGGGGAGGGAGAAAGUGGCCCCCCGAAGCCUCGCUCCAGUACCGUUCCUGCUCUUGUGCCAAAGCCCCCCUCCACCCCACUGGUUAGACUUGUGGGUAAAAUUUACUCACUCAAGUGCCGGUUCUGUGACGUGGAGUUUCACGGCCCUCUCUCGGUACAGGAAGAAUGGAUCAGGCACCUACAGCAGCACAUCCUCAAUCUUAACUACAACAAGACUGCUUCACCCGCAAACGACACUCCGGCCCAAAGUGACACUCCUGAUCCCAAGCCCCUAGUCUCCGCUGCUACCUCCACGUCCACUACGACCACAGCUCCUGCCACGACCCCGUCCACGCCCUCCCCAAAGCCCACAACUACGCCCACAUCAGCCUCCACACCUACACCCGCCCCCAGCCAAGCCUCCGCGGGGCGGCCGGCCGCAGCAGAGCCAGUUCCUUCUCCCGCUAAUUAGGCCACGUGUCCUUCCUACAUAUGUAUGAGAUGCCCUCAUCUUCACCAGUUAUUCCCAUGAUUUGUUUCUGCAUUGCUCAUCUUUGAUUAUUUCAGUCUCUGAUCAAAGGGAGAGAUUUUUUUUUUUUCGAAAAAUCUCAGCUAGCGACCCACUUACCCUGACCUACAUCGCGAGCAUCUGUUAUGAUUCAGGCGUGAGGUAGGUGUGUUGCCAUGACAGUUCUCAUUUCCCUUUUGUCUCGUAAGAAUCGACCGUUAUUUAUGAACAGGAAAAAGUCACAGUAUAAUGCAACUUUACAUUUGUUUUGUGGAUAGGCUUUGAGCAUGUGUUGAAUUCAGUUCUGUAAGCUACUUUAAGCUAUACUACCUUAUGCCCAAUGACUAAUAUAUGUUGUUCAAAACGAACUCAGAACUGAUUAGCGUACCAAAUGUAUUCUUAAAUUGUCGACAAAUCGGAGAAUUGCAAUCAGAAAGGCACAGAUACGAAGCUCAACCUUAAAUGGUUUCACUAUGAAGCACUUAAACAAAAGGCCUUGACCCUUUGAAACAAAGCUUAUCUGUUUCUAGCAUUUGCAAGUCCAC
This is a messenger RNA of Puntigrus tetrazona (Sumatra barb), 7193 nucleotides long. RefSeq names its product WIZ zinc finger b (gene wizb). Gene Ontology annotation, cellular component: nucleus. NCBI's taxonomy places the organism in Eukaryota, Metazoa, Chordata, Actinopteri, Cypriniformes, Cyprinidae. Gene Ontology annotation, molecular function: RNA polymerase II cis-regulatory region sequence-specific DNA binding; DNA-binding transcription factor activity, RNA polymerase II-specific. Gene Ontology annotation, biological process: regulation of transcription by RNA polymerase II. The record is from RefSeq and is a predicted model, not a curated record.